Messenger RNA from Xylona heveae TC161, 2450 nucleotides. RefSeq lists its product as hypothetical. The transcript is spliced from 7 exons. NCBI's taxonomy places the organism in Eukaryota, Fungi, Ascomycota, Xylonomycetes, Xylonales, Xylonaceae. Bases 423 to 2282 code for a protein of 619 amino acids. Gene Ontology annotation, cellular component: endoplasmic reticulum membrane. The record is from RefSeq and is a predicted model, not a curated record. Gene Ontology annotation, biological process: nuclear membrane fusion involved in karyogamy; karyogamy involved in conjugation with cellular fusion.
GAUGUCGCGUACACUCCGCCACGGGCAUCAAUUCCAAGUAUGUUUUGUAUUGAAUUCCGCAUACUCCGUAUGCUUUUAAAUUAGCAUCAUGUAUGCUGAAUUCCUUGACUGCGUACUGAAGUUGAAUUGCUUCCCUAUCAUAUCUGACUUCCUUGUAACUAACGGAGCUCUCACUUGUCUCAAAGUGUGUGGCCCACGGAUUUCUAAAUCCCAUGCAUAUGCCACCAAAUCUCAGUCAAGACGCGUAUUCUGUUACAUCGAAUUCUCUUUUUCCUGUUUUUUUUUUUGCAUGCGUCAUUCAUCGUGCACCUAGCCUUUCAGCCUUCCUUGGUCUUUUCCCAUCACCAAUCCACAUUAUAUCCAUGUCAUAUACUUUAAAUUCUAAUCUAUAAUUCUCUCAUACGGAUUCAUCUCCUUACACAAUGUAUAUCUUCAACUAUCCAAAAUAUCCUUUGCUUGUGAUUCUUCUCCUUUUAGGGUAUUGUGGCCAAUUGGCCUUUUGCCUAGGAGCGCUGAAAGUGAUAAGUGACAGGAACCCUAUCAAGGCAUCUUCAACAAGCCUGAGAGAGCAUGACUUGGCAAUGAUCAUCUCAGACCCUGCUGGGAGCGAGACGGAGAUCUUCUCCGAAGCUUUGAAGCUGAUUGCUUCCAUUCAGGAAUCAACAUCCUGCUAUAAGCUCGCAACCGCACACCUUUUGGUUUCUUGUAGGGAAUUUGACGGAUCAGUGAAGGGUCCUGGAACUUUAGCAAAAGCUAACCCCACUCCGAUCACUUUGGAGAACAUCAAAGAGAUCUAUGCCGCUCGGCUUGCUAUAUGUGAGCUCCAAGGAGCUGGUGCCCCAGUACCGACUCAGUGCUCGCCCUUGGUCCCUCAAAAGGGCGAGAAGCAAAAGCCACAUUUGAGAAGAUUGAUGCACUCAUUGACGAAGCAGAGGAAAGGCGAUACCGGCGAAGAAGAAUUUGACAGCGCCGUCGAGAAUGGCCUAAGCCAGUGUUUAAAGAGCCUGGAAUCACGACCACAAUGGUGGAUGAGCUACAGCAAUAGCAGACAGAAUGCAGUCAUCAUGUGUCAGGCAGCACGGGCUGAGGUCGAGAAAGAUGAGCUGCUGGAAAUUCACCGGACUAUGGCAGGAGUGGCUUCUGAAAUCAACGGCGCGCUCUCGAAAACUCUCAAAGUCUCCAAAGCUGAGAUUCAUGAUCAGAAAGCAUUCGCAGAGAUUGUCAAGGCAUUCCAAAAGUCAAUUGUUCAGGAUAUGGAAGCAACCAAGCUGUGGAGCCAGAGCUUCUUUAAACAAUUAGUCAAUGAUAUGGGAGACAUCAUCUUGGUAUUUAGGAAGCAGGCCACAUCCGCUGGAGAGGCGGUUACCCAAGAGCUCCAGCACAUGAAAAGUAAUAUUCAGGCUUCUGUCAAGGAUAUCCAGCAGCUGCGUGGAAAUUUUGCUCAGGUUUUUGAAGAUGCAAAAUCUCACAGUUCCGAGUUUGCAAAGAGUCAAUCUGAGGAUCUGACUACAAGCCACGAGUUGAUAUCGGGUCUCCAAGAAACACUAGUAGUGAUCAAAGACGCUGAAAUGCAGGGACUCUUGAGCGUCAUUGGAGAUAUACAAUCUCAUUUGAAAGUCUCCAAUGAUUUGGUAUCCGUAAUGCAUGAACGGCAAAAUUCUUUGGACGGGCGCAUUGAAACGUUAAACAAGGCAUUUGAGCAGCUUGAAGCCAAAGCAAUCUCUUUUCACGCUGCACAGAGUCAACAAGCGGAGACCCAAAACCAGCUUGGCGAGUCCCUUCGUUCAGACAUCCUACUCGCGCAAUCCCUUCUCUCCCAAGUGAAUGCCGCCGCAAAGAGCCUGCAAUCUACUGUCGAAGAGACAUCGGCCCGUGUCAGCGAACUGGGGCUUUUCUCGGGACUAUCUGGCACUGGAGGCCGAUGGAGCUGGUUGAUGAUGGUCACAAUAGGCUUUGCUCUUUUCAGCCGGAGAACUGCUGGAGCAAUAGCCAUCACUGUUGGCGCUUUUUCUGCCGGCAAAGCGUUAUAUCACCCCUUAGUGAAGCUUGGACAGCCGGCGCAAUCUCAACUUAACACUACCAGCCUCGAAGGAAUACAGGACAGUCAUCUUGCCCACGGCCCUCGGCUAGUUUUCUUGCUUUAUAUUCUGGGCGUGGUGAUAGUGGCUACAGCCAUUAUCAUCAUCAUCUAUAUCCUCUUUUAUAAUCGUCCAAAAAUCGACUCUGUCCGUUCCGAAGAAAAGCCAAAGUCACCGAACGAAGGAGGUGAAACAGCUACUUAAAAUAUUUUUUGAUAUCCGGGGUCUUUGAAAUUGCGACAUUUCCUCACUUGCUGCCUUCUUGUUAGCAUACCCCUCGACUGGCAAUCUUGGCUUUCUUCUGAUAUUCUCUUUUUUGCUUAACUUAUCUCUGCUUGAUCUUUUGGGACUCCCGUGCUUUGAAAUGGCGCC